AGCGCAUGCGCGGUACUAUACACGUGAAGCAGGCGGCAUGGCUGAAAAAACAGAACUUUUGUUGAACCGAUCGCAGGUAAAGAAGGCCGUCCAAGCCUUGCAGGCUUUCUUAAAAACCAAGGGUACUGGCGAGUCUCUGUUUUUGGGUGAGACUCAGAAGAUAAGCAUUCUCUUUACCCUGUGGAAGAUUCCUAAAGAACCGCAGACCAUCCGCAUUCCCCUACCCCAUGGCCAGCGGUCGGAUACAGAUGAGAUUUGCCUCUUCACUAGAGAUGAGCCCAGCAUGACCUCAGAGCAGACCCAGAGGUUUUAUAAGAAGCUGUUGCAGGAGAGGGGAGUCAGAAACAUAGAGAUCAUACCAUACAAGGUUCUGAAGACGGAGUACAAACCGUAUCAGGCCAAGCGCCGCCUGCUGGAAAACUUUGACCUGUUCAUUUCUGAUGACCGCGUCCGCCGCCUGCUGCCGACACACCUGGGAAAACAUUUCUACCUGAGUAAAAAAGAGCCACUGUGUGUUAACCUGACGAGCAAGCAUUUGGCCAGGGACAUCGAGAGAAUCAUCCAGGGUACCAGCCUGAAAGUUACCAACAAGGGCUGCUGCUGUAUGGCACACGUUGCCCACUCGGGCAUGACUGCAGACGAGGUGGUGGAAAACAUCGAGGCUGCUGUGCAGACAGUGGUGGCCAAUCUUCGUAUGAAAGGACCUGUGAUUAAACUCAUCCACAUAAAGAGUCAAUCAUCAGUGGCCCUGCCUAUCUACAACUCAGACCUGGGCAGUCUUCGUGUGCUGGAUGUUGAAUAUGCCCAGCCACCCAAAGGCAAGGAAGCUGCAGCCAAAAAGCAGAAAAAGAAAACCAAGACAAAGCAAGCAGAUACUGCUGCAGAGGGCAAAGGAAAGGAGAAGAAGGUAAAAGAAAAUAAAGCAGCAGAUGAAGAGGAGGAGGAAAUUCCACAGCUGGUUCCCAUAGAAACGCCUAUCAAAAAGCCUAAACUGGAGAAGCCAUCCAAAAAGAAGAAGCUGGAGAAAGCAGCCACACCUGCAGCAGUGAAGAAGGGAACAAAAGCUCAGCGCAAACGAGCCAAGACAGACUCCAAAGUAAAAAGAAAGGUGCCUAAAGUGAAAUGAUCCUCAGUAGGUUAUCUCUGCAUUCCUCAGCAUGGACAUUGAAUAAAGUUCAAAUUCUUUACA
Archocentrus centrarchus (flier cichlid) is the source of this 1189-nucleotide messenger RNA. RefSeq names its product ribosomal L1 domain containing 1 (gene rsl1d1). The record is from RefSeq and is a predicted model, not a curated record. Bases 38 to 1126 code for a protein of 362 amino acids. The transcript is spliced from 9 exons. Gene Ontology annotation, molecular function: RNA binding. NCBI's taxonomy places the organism in Eukaryota, Metazoa, Chordata, Actinopteri, Cichliformes, Cichlidae.